CACACCGCAACACAGACGGUUCCAAUGCGAUUCCGACAAUCACGACAGUAAACACGACGCCCAGGUAGAAGAAGCAGACGAACGGCCAGCAGCGUUCAUGGCUGGGGGGAGAGACGACGAAGAAUGUCCAGGUCCAGCCCGCCCAUCAUCCCACUGCAACAUGCAUCACGAACCUCGCCCUCGCCGCAGCAACAGUCGCUGGCUGCUCCGCCGACGUCCACUGCAGCAUCCGCCCAUACACGCAACAGUAGCAGAAUCAAACUCCCUGGGCAGCAGUCGGUGACAUCGCAGCAUGCCGUGCUCACUGUGGAGCAGGUCGCGGAGAGGCACUCGACCUCCCUCACCAAUGGCUUGCACCCGUCCGAUGCGUCUACGAGACUUCACGUGCAAGGCCCCAAUGAACUGCCCGGAGAAGAGCCCGAACCACUAUGGCUGCGCUUUGCCAAGCAGUUCAAGGAGACUCUCAUCUUGCUCCUGCUCGCGAGUGCCGCCAUCUCGGCCGUCAUGGGCAAUUUCGAGGAUGCAGUGUCUAUUGCAAUCGCUGUGACAAUUGUCGUGAGCGUGGCUUUCGUGCAGGAGUAUAGGAGUGAGAAGAGCUUGGAAGCAUUGAACCAACUGGUGCCGCAUUAUGCGCACGUAAUCAGGGGCAUUAGUACAUCAGCCGUGUCCACCGAAAACAAAGAAUCAGGAGACUCCGAUAGCGAGGAGAAGGCGACCAGGGCGAGCACGACCAUCUCAGCAUCGCAGCUGGUGACUGGUGAUCUCGUGCUCUUUCACACUGGAGACAGGAUACCUGCGGACAUACGAAUAACACAUGCGGCGGACUUGAGCAUCGAUGAGAGCAAUUUGACAGGCGAGAAUGAGCCUGUCGGCAAGACUGCCGACACCCUUGGACCGGUCGCUUAUGCCAAUGGCAGUACCGAUCCUAGCACUAUACUACGGGGUGGGGAGAUCAGGUUAACAGAUCAGACGAAUAUCGCUUUUCAGGGAACGUUGGUGAGAUCAGGGUAUGGACAGGGCAUUGUCGUCAGUACUGGUGGUGACACAGAAUUUGGUGCCAUUAGUGCAUCUCUUGCAGAAAUCGAGUCCCCAAGGACGCCUCUACAGGAAAGCAUGGAUCGCUUGGGCAAGGAGCUGAGCUACAUGUCGUUCGGCGUCAUCACCUUGAUCAUGCUUGUUGGACUUUGGAGAGGCAGAAAGUUCUUGGAGCUCUUCCAGAUCGGCGUAUCUCUGGCUGUCGCAGCGAUUCCAGAAGGACUUCCCAUCAUUGUCACGGUGACUCUUGCGCUAGGUGUCCUGCGCAUGAGCAGGAGAAACGCAAUCGUUCGCAGGCUUCCAUCCGUAGAGACGCUAGGAUCCGUCAAUGUGGUCUGCUCAGACAAGACAGGCACUUUGACGCAAAACCACAUGACUGCAACGAGAAUGUGGAGUUUCGGGGACGGGAGACCUCAAGAAGUGGCAAAGGUGAUAACGGACGCGCCGAACGCUGCUACAACACAGGCCGUCUUGCGAGCCGCGAACAUUGUGAACAAUGGCAGGCUCAAUACGCACACUCACGGCCAGAUCACUGCGGCCAGUGCUGCCGUCCUUGCCAGCACAGGUGGUCAGGAUGACCUGGCAAAUGCGAAGAGUCGGUGGGCAGGCCAGCCGACAGAUGUCGCGCUGCUCGAUAUGUUGGAUAACUUUCACGAAGAUGAUGUACGAGCUCGUCUCGGUGAGCGCAAGCAUGAAGUACCCUUUUCCAGCGAGCGCAAGUGGAUGGGCGUCAUACUCGAGGGGUCGAAUGGCGAUACCACAGCGUAUAUCAAAGGUGCUUUGGAGCGCGUGAUUGACAGGUGCGACACGUACAUCUCCAGCCAAGGCGAGGUUGUGCUAGAUGAGAAGCGCAAGCAAGAGGUUGAUGCUGCAGCGCGAGAGAUGGCCGAAGAAGGUCUGCGCGUGCUUGCGUUCGCCUCGGGUCCUGUCCGACUGCGAGGUCUUAGGAAUGCCAGUAGGGACGUCAGUGCAAGCAGUCGCUCAUCUACUCCGGCAUCUACUCGUGGUGGAAAGCAGCAGCCAGCUCCGAAUGGAGAGGAUAUCUUCAGCGGACUUUGCUUCGGAGGUCUUGUUGGCAUGUCUGAUCCGCCGCGUAAAGGCGUAGACAGGUCUAUUCGACGACUCAUGGCUGGCGGUGUCAAAGUGAUCAUGAUCACCGGUGAUGCCGAGACCACAGCAGUUGCCAUUGCGAGGAAGCUAGGCAUGCCAAUCAACCUCAAUUCUGCCAUUGGCUCGCCAGUGUUACGAGGCGACCAGAUUGAUCAUAUGAGCGAAGCCGAACUUGCAGAAGCCAUGAGCAGAAUAUCAAUAUUCGCAAGGACGUCGCCUGAGCACAAGCUCAAGAUCAUCAGUGCACUACAAAGUCGUGGAGACGUCGUUGCCAUGACUGGCGAUGGUGUCAACGAUGCACCAGCGUUGAAGAAAGCAGACAUUGGCAUUUCGAUGGGCAAGCUGGGAACGGAUGUUGCAAAAGAAGCAGCUGACAUGAUUCUCACCGACGAUGACUUUAGCACGAUCCUCAAUGCCAUUGAAGAGGGAAAGGGCAUCUUUUACAACAUUCAAAACUUUAUCACUUUCCAGCUGUCCACCAGCAUCGCAGCGCUGGGCCUGGUGAUGCUGAGUUCACUCGGAGGAUGGAAGAAUCCUCUCAACGCAAUGCAAAUUCUGUGGAUUAAUAUAAUAAUGGACGGCCCACCUGCGCAGUCUCUCGGCGUCGAGCCCGUAGAUCCAGCCCUCCUCUCCCAACCUCCUCGACCUCGCGACGCACGCGUCCUGACUCCACGACUCAUCCGCCGUGUGCUCCAGUCGGCCGUCAUAAUCAUCCUCGGAACACUCAUCACUUACGUCUCCAAUCUCACACCCGAAGAUCUCGCAGCCCAUUCCGUCUCCGCUCGAGAUACGACUCUGACUUUCACGCAAUUCGUCCUGUUCGACAUGUUUAACGCUCUGGCUUGUCGUUCUGCCACCAGAUCUGUACUGAGAGGAGAGGUACCUUUGUUACCGGCGCAUUGGCUAGGGAAAAGUAAUACUGCGGCCGGGCAAGAGGGAAAUGUCAUGUUUACAUAUGCUGUUUUCGGGUCGUUAUUAGGGCAGGGGUUGGUGAUAUAUUUUCCGCCCUUGCAAUCGGUAUUUCAGACCGAGGCGCUGAGUCUGGGUGACUUGUUCAAACUGGUGGCGCUGGCUAGCACAGUUCUGUGGGUUGAUGAAGGGCGGAAAUUUUAUGAGCGGAGAAAGGCCGGAGGGAGCAUUGGUGGAAGGGCGGGUAGGAUGGUGUAAGAUGUAUCACACAAAGCUGGUUUUCCUUCUUCAUGUAUAUCUGCUUGUAUAACUAACCCAUGGCAUCUGUACAAACCAA
This is a messenger RNA of Sphaerulina musiva SO2202, 3391 nucleotides long. RefSeq names its product calcium-transporting P. Gene Ontology annotation, biological process: intracellular calcium ion homeostasis; manganese ion transport; calcium ion transmembrane transport. The record is from RefSeq and is a predicted model, not a curated record. NCBI's taxonomy places the organism in Eukaryota, Fungi, Ascomycota, Dothideomycetes, Mycosphaerellales, Mycosphaerellaceae. Gene Ontology annotation, molecular function: ATP hydrolysis activity; P-type calcium transporter activity; ATP binding. The transcript has 2 exons. Bases 124 to 3312 code for a protein of 1062 amino acids. Gene Ontology annotation, cellular component: endoplasmic reticulum; plasma membrane; Golgi membrane.